Messenger RNA from Kuraishia capsulata CBS 1993, 1515 nucleotides. RefSeq lists its product as uncharacterized. Bases 1 to 1515 code for a protein of 504 amino acids. The record is from RefSeq and is a predicted model, not a curated record. Gene Ontology annotation, biological process: protein dephosphorylation. Gene Ontology annotation, molecular function: protein serine/threonine phosphatase activity. NCBI's taxonomy places the organism in Eukaryota, Fungi, Ascomycota, Pichiomycetes, Pichiales, Pichiaceae. The transcript has a single exon.
AUGCUGGCCAUCCAUGUGCCGCGCCGGCUAGCAGCAGGCCGAGGGAGAAUGCUAGGAGCAAGGCGAUUGUCGCAGCGGCUUAGUGUAAAGCUGAAAGACUCAAAUAUUGUGGUGAAUGUGAAUCUGAUGAAAGUCCCAUCGAACUACGGUUACUACUCGUCACGUGUGAACCGAUUAUACAACGAGGACAAAUUCAGUGCUUCCAUCAUCGAGGUGGACAUGGCAGAGAACAGAGUGGCCAUUGGACCCGACACGAACGAGGAGUUAGAUGUUGCAUCUGAUUUGGCAGAUAUAGAUCCAUAUGCGUACGAACUAGGUCCGCAUUCGGGGGGAAAGAGACCGGUGAAGGUGUUCAACUUCAAUGUCUUUGAUGGCCAUGGAGGUGAGGAGUGCUCGGAUUACCUCACCCACCAUUUGUCUCAGAAUGUGGAGUCUCUUCAUGUGACAUCAGGUGCAAUUGAAAAGCUUUUUAAGGACUAUGCAAAGUCCAUAGGUGGGUAUUGGAGACGUUGGGUUCGAAGGCAGAACACUCACUUUGAGCAGAUACUCAGUGUGACGCCCCAAGAAAGGAACCUUACGGGUUCCGAGACUCUACUUCGCGAGGAGCGGUCCUCGCGGGUGCCUAUUUGGGAGGACGAGUCAUUUUUCAAUGUUUCCGGCGAGGAUUUCCUGAAGUUGCGGAUCUUCCUCAGCUUUCUGUACACAGAUUUGAGGUUUUUGAGCCAGGAAAAGGCCGAGUCGGGCCACCAUUCCGGGUCUACGUGUACCAGUGCAUUCAUAUACACUAUUGAUCCAGAUCCCACCGACUGCCACAGCUGUAGAAGUGGCUCCGAGGAGGCCGUGCCGUUUGACGAUGUGUUCUUUUACGAGCCCAACGUGCUGUCUAAACUGGUGAUAGCCCAUGUUGGGGACACAAGAGCGAUUCUUUGCGAUAAGGAAGGUGUUGCGCAUGCUUUGACUGUGAACCACCACCCCUCCAAUCCUCUGGAGUCGCGAAGACUGGCCCGUUUUUCCACUGGACUGAUGAUGACCGAUUCGUUUGGCGAAGAACGGUUCAUAAACUACGCAAAUACACGCUCCUUUGGAGAUAUUACGGGAAAAAAUGUCGGGAUCAGUGCAGAGCCUGAGUUCCGAGAGGUGUUGCUGGGGGACGCCAAAAAGAUGCAGAAAUACAGAAAGCAGCAUCGCGACAAGCUCGCCGCCAAGCAACUGCUUGACUUUGGUGGAAACGAAUGUUUCCUGGUACUUGUUUCAGACGGAAUUACAAACUACUUAUCGGACCAAGAGGUGGUGGAUCUGAUCAUGAGCACCACCAAUAACCUAGGAGCCAUCAAGGGAACGCCGCAUGUAGCUGCCAAAGAGGUAGUGAAAUUUGUGGAGUGCAUCGGAGGUGACGACAAUGCGACGUGCAACAUUGUGAAGUUAAGUGGUUGGGGUAAUUGGCCAAUGUUGGACCGAACUGGAAAACUACGCGAGGAGAAGAUGGAAAGCGUUAGUCGUGCAGACCGAGGCUGA